This is a messenger RNA of Gracilinanus agilis (Agile Gracile Mouse Opossum), 2724 nucleotides long. RefSeq names its product inter-alpha-trypsin inhibitor heavy chain H6-like. Bases 1 to 2724 code for a protein of 907 amino acids. The record is from RefSeq and is a predicted model, not a curated record. NCBI's taxonomy places the organism in Eukaryota, Metazoa, Chordata, Mammalia, Didelphimorphia, Didelphidae. The transcript is spliced from 11 exons.
AUGGCUCUCGAAAGCUGUUUCCUCCCUCUGGCUGGGGCGCCAGCCUUGUCACGGUCCACUUUUCUGCAAUCCCUGACACGGUCGUGCAAGUGCGGCAACAAGCCGGAGAGAAGCGCAGCCAGACGCGGAGGGGAGCCGAACCGGGGGGACGAAGAAACAGGGCGAGGGAGGAAAGAUGAACACGCGGGCCGACGUCCAGGGCCGAAGCCUGAGAGGGCCGCCAGGGGAGGAGGGAGAUGCAGCAAGGAGACGAAGGCGGACCAAAGACCGGCGGAGCAGGAGGAGGUGGAAGAGGACCACGGACGAGAGCAGGGAUCCGAGGAACGGGGACGGUGCAAAGGUGUCUGGGGAAGGACGGCGGAGAGGAUGGAGCCGCUGCGAGUCCCGGGGUGGCUCCGCUUCUCUCUGGCAAUACUCGUCGCCCUGAACUUCAGGCAAGUCGUGGGGACCCUCAGGGCCCACAGAGAGCUUACUGUCACCAGCUUCUCCAUCAGCUCGGCCAUAGUGUCCCGCUAUAGCCGCACCCGCGUUGUGUCUGUCAUGGCCAACCCACACCCUGAGGCCCUGGAGGCCGUCUUUGACCUGGAUCUGCCCAGCCUGGCCUUCAUUUCCAACUUUACCAUGACCGUCGAUGGCAGGGUCUACCCAGCUCAGGUCAAAGAGAGGCAGCAGGCCAAGAAGAUGUACGAGGAAGCCCGGAAGCGAGGGCAAACCGCCGCCCAUGUGGCUAGCCGGGGCGACGAGGUCGAGAAGUUCCGGAUUUCUACAAGCGUGGCCGGGGGUGGGCAGGUGACGUUCAGCCUGACCUACGAGCAACUGCUCCCCCGCCUCCUGGGGCGCUACCAGCAUGCCGUGAGUGUCAGGCCUGGCCAAGUGGUGCCAGACCUCAGCGUGGAAGUGACCGUGUGGGAGAGGACCGGCAUCGACCACGUCCGCGUGCUGCCCCUCCAGACCAGCCACCUGCUGACCAACAACCAGGCGGGUGAAGGCGCCGAGCCGGCAUCCACCAGGAUCGAGAAGGGGGAGACCUGUGCGCGUGUCACCUUCACGCCCAGCCCGAGCGAGCAGGCCGCCUACUCCAGCCAGGGCAUCGCGGGGGACUUCGUGAUCCAGUACGACGUGACCAUGAAGGACGCCAUCGGCGACGUGCAGAUCCACGACGGCUAUUUCGUUCACUACUUCGCCCCCAGAGACCUGCCUCGGCUGCCGAAAAACGUCGUCUUUGUGAUCGACGUCAGCGGCUCCAUGACCGGCACGAAGCUGAAACAGACGAAGAAGGCCAUGCACGUGAUCCUGGGGGAUCUGCGCCCGGAGGACCGCUUCAACAUCGUCACCUUCUCCGACACCGCGCACGUCUGGAGGGCUGCCGGUUCCGUCCAGGCCACGCCUCGGAACAUACAAAGAGCCAAGGCCCACGUGGGCAGGAUGCAGGCAGCCAGAUGGACGGACAUGAACGCGGCCCUCCUGGCGGCAGCCUCCACCCUGAACCAGAGCACGGCGGCGCCCUCGGGAGAGGCUCGUCUGAUCCUCCUCCUCAGCGACGGGGAGCCCACGGCAGGAGUGACCUCGCCUGCCCGUGUCCUCGCCAACGCCCGGAGGGCCCUGGCCGGCCGGGCGGCCCUCUUCGGCCUGGCUCUGGGCGACGACGCCGACCUGCCCCUUCUACGCCGCCUCUCGCUGGAGAACCGAGGCACCGCCCACCGCAUCCGCGAGGACCGCGACGCCGCCUCGCAGCUCAAGGGCUUCUACGACCGCAUCGCCUCCCCGCUGCUCUCGGACAUCCACCUCCACUAUCAGGCCAGGCGGGCCGGGGCCGCCAGUCCGCCCCGGAGCCACUUCCCCAACUACUUCGAGGGCUCUGAGCUGCUGGUGGUGGGCCAGCUGGCCAAAGGGGAGCCUGAGCUCCGGGUGCGCCUGGAGGCCCGGGGCCCACACGACCAGCCGUUCACGGCAGCCUGGCGGGAGGAGGCGGCCAGUGGCGGGGAGCCGGCGUCCGGCUGCCCGUCCCAAGGGGAGCCUGCCUUGGGCCGAGGCUUCCUCCCCCGCCUCUGGGCCUACGUGACCAUUCAGCGCCUGCUGGAGGGCCGCCUCGAGGCCAACGCCUCGGCGGUGGCCCUCAACCUCUCUCUGCAUUUCCACUUCGUGACGCCCCUGACCUCCCUCGUUGUGGUGAGGCCAGAAGAGGAGGACGAAGGGGAACCGGGCCCGCGUCUGACCCUCACAAGCACGCGCGCCCCCGUGACUACCGGGAAGCCCCCGAGACCUCCGACCUCGGCCGAAGCGGGGAGCCCCAGGGGGACCGAACAGGACGCGCCUCCGCCUAUCCCCCGGGCGAAGCCGGCUCGCGGCGAUCCACGGUCCGCGAAAGCCAGAGCCCCCCCGUCCCCCACGCCUGGCUCCUCGGCCCCUCCCGGCGCGGGCCCCGUCACGCCAGUGACUUCUGUCACGCCCCAGGCUGGAGCUCUGUCGCUUGCCAAGCCAAAAAGCUCGUCCCGGGGCGAUCCCGGCUCCCCGGCUCCCCCUAGACCGGGCUCCUUGACGAGCCCCGAACCUAGCGCCCGGAUUCACCCGAGUCCCAACACCCCAGGAGCCCUGGAUGGGCCGCUGAGCUCCCCGUCUCCAUCUCUCCAAAAACAGGGCCGAACGGCCCCAGCCAUGGUCUUGCUUUUGACAGAUGGUGUGCUGGGCCAGGAAGACAUGCCAGGCAGCCCCUGGAUGGGGUAG